AUGUCUGAGGAGGAGGAUAAGGAGGAGGAUAAGGAGGAGGAUAAGGAGGAGGAUAAGGAGGAGGAUAAGGAGGAGGAUAAGGAGGAGGAUAAGGAGGAGGAUAAGGAGGAGGAUAAGGAGGAGGAUAAGGAGGAGGAUAAGGAGGAGGAUAAGGAGGAGGAUAAGGAGGAGGAUAAGGAGGAGGAUAAGGAGGAGGAUAAGGAGGAGGAUAAGGUUAACCGUUUAAUAGUUAAGACCCUACUAAAGAAAAAGGCCUACUAG
Messenger RNA from Hirsutella rhossiliensis, 261 nucleotides. RefSeq lists its product as uncharacterized. The coding region runs from base 1 to 261 and encodes 86 amino acids. The transcript is spliced from 2 exons. NCBI's taxonomy places the organism in Eukaryota, Fungi, Ascomycota, Sordariomycetes, Hypocreales, Ophiocordycipitaceae. The record is from RefSeq and is a predicted model, not a curated record.